Molecule: messenger RNA, 3320 nt
Organism: Dicentrarchus labrax (European seabass)
Lineage: Eukaryota; Metazoa; Chordata; Actinopteri; Moronidae
Gene: masp1
Product: MBL associated serine protease 1
Exons: 13
Coding region: 117-2417 (766 amino acids)
Biological process (GO): complement activation; zymogen activation
Cellular component (GO): extracellular region; blood microparticle
Molecular function (GO): serine-type endopeptidase activity; calcium ion binding
Source: RefSeq, a predicted model, not a curated record
AUGACGCAAAGCGCUUCAGACACGUCACACGUAAUGAGAGUGAAGUCCGCGAGGGUCCGUGUCCCGACAGAGCCCGUUAGAGUCCGGACCGGAGCUCAGACGGUUCCUGCUGCAGGAUGAGUGCAUUCCUCCUCCUCCUCCUCCUCCUCAUUCUUCUCCUCCCGGUGGACUCCCAGCUCCUCCUCCCAUCCUCAGGGUCUUCAGGUUCCUCAGUGUCCUCAGGAUCCUCAAGGUCCUCAGGGUCCUCAGGGUCAUCAGGGUCCUCAUGGUCCUCAGGAUCCUCAGGGUCCUCAGGUUCCUCAGGGUCCUCUGGACUGUAUGGCAGCCUGCAGUCUCCGGACUUCCCAGACCCGUACCCCAGAGAGACCUCUCUGCGCUGGAACAUCAGCGUCCCCCCCGGCUUCCAGGUCCAACUCUACUUCAGCCACUUCGACCUGGAGCCGUCCUACCUGUGUGAGUACGACUACAUCAAGGUGGAGGCGGAGGGGGAGGUGCUGGCGUUGUUCUGUGGAAGGGAGGAGACGGACACGGAGGCGGUGCCGGGUCAGCAGAUCAUCACCUCCCCCAGAAACUCCCUCAGUGUCCUCUUCACCUCCGACUUCUCCAACGAGGAGCGAUACUCUGGAUUCAUGGCCCACUACAGCGCAGUGGACGUAGAUGAGUGCAGCGACCGGAGUGACGAAAACCUCCUCUGUGAUCAUUUCUGUCACAACUACAUUGGAGGAUACUACUGCUCCUGUCGCCAUGGUUACCUGCUGCACUCAGACAACCGCACCUGCAGAGUGGAGUGCAGUGACGGUGUUUUCAGGGAACGCUCCGGCGUUCUGAGCAGCGUUGAUUUUCCCUCUCCAUACCCGAAGAGCUCAGACUGUCUGUACCGGAUCGAGGUGGAGCCGGGCUUCAGGAUCCGCCUCCAGUUCGAUCCCCGCUUCGACGUGGAGGACCACCCCGAUGUCAGCUGCCCCUACGACCAUGUCAAGGUGACGGCGGGCAACAGUGAGUUCGGCCCGUUCUGUGGAGAUCAAUCACCGGGACUGAUCGACACCGACAGCAACAACGUCACCGUCGUCUUCCACAGCGACAACUCUGGAGAAAACCUUGGCUGGAGGGUCACAUACACAGCGACAGGAAGUCAGUGUCAGGUACCUGAAGCCCCACCCCAUGCCCUGCUCAACCCUGUCCAAUCAGAAUACUCCUUCAAAGACCACAUCCUGGUUACCUGUGAGCCUGGAUUCAGACUGCUGAAGGACGAACAGUACCUGGAUCACUAUCAGAUGGACUGUCAGUCUGAUGGAUGUUGGAGCAGCAGCCCUCCUCACUGUCAGAUGGUGGACUGUGGGAGUCCAAAGGCGGUCGCCAUGGCUGACGUGGUGUUCGGUAGUCACGACAACAGCACCCUGUUUGGAUCGACAGUCCACUACGUCUGCAGGGGGGACGCCUUCCAGCCCAACAUCAGCAACAGUUCAUACAGUUGUGGGUCCAGUGGAGACUGGACCAGUCCAGAAUCAGGCACCCAACUGCCCAGCUGUCUCCCAGCCUGCGGCCGUCCGUCCCGCUCUCUGCCCCCUCAGGUGAAGCGGAUCGUGGGGGGUCGCAGUGCCGAACCCGGUCUGUUCCCCUGGCAAGUUCUGCUCAGUGUAGAGGAUCUGUCCCGGGUCCCUGAGGACCGCUGGUUUGGCUCCGGGGCCCUGCUGUCCGGUUCCUGGGUCCUCACGGCCGCCCACGUUCUUAGGUCCCAGAGGAGGGACACCAGUGUGGUCCCUGUGGCCCCCGAACACGUCAAGGUCUUCCUUGGUCUCCAUGACGCUUCAGACAGGUCUCUGGCCUCGAACCGUUCGGUGCAGCAGAUCUUCCUCCAUCCAGACUUCCAACCCAACAACUACAACAACGAUGUGGCCCUGCUGAGGCUGACGGAGCAGGUGGAGUUUACUGAGCUCAUCCGCCCCGUCUGUCUCCCCCCACCCCACAGCCAGGAUGACCCUCCCACCCCUCACCCGAACUCUCUGGGUGUAGUUGCUGGUUGGGGAAUCUCCAACCUCAACUCCUCGUCCCCCGGCAGCGACCCCCCCACGCUGACCUCUGACCUUGGGAUGACCUCUGACCUCCUGCAGUACGUGAAGCUGCCGGUGGUUCCUCAGGACGAGUGUCAGGCGAGCUACGCCUCGCGCUCCGUCAGCUACAACAUCACCGACAACAUGUUCUGCGCUGGCUUCUUCGAGGGGGGGCGAGACACCUGUCUGGGGGACAGCGGGGGGGCGUUUGUGAUGGAGGACGGGGUCAGCCAGAGGUGGGCGGUGUUUGGGUUGGUGUCAUGGGGCGGGCCGGAGGAGUGUGGCAGUCAGAGGGUGUACGGCGUUUACACCCGAGUGGCUAAAUAUGUGGAGUGGAUACAGACACAUGCUGCCCCCUGGUGGUGAUCACUGAGUACAUUCACUGCAGUACAUGUUGUACUUAUAUACUAUAUAUAUAUAAUAUACUGUCAAAUAUCAACAGACCGACAGAGCCAGUUACUGUUAGUAUCACAAUAUUAAAGUAACUGGAUUACUUUCUGUAACACCAAAUACACACAAGAGAAAUAAAUAUGAUCAGGAUGACUUUUAGAAACAUUAAUAUAGAAGCAGAACAAUGUGACAGGAUCCAAAGAUAAAAGAGACACAGAGUCACUUCUUAAGUUAGCUAAUGUUAGCAAAGCACAAGCUAAUUAGUUUGCAUUUUGCUAACAUUAGCUAACUGAAGUUGUGAGUGUAUCGGUCCCUCCAGGAUAUUGUGGGCUGAUUUUGUGGCAGCCUUUCUAAAACGAUUGCGCUGCAUGUUGUGAUGGUGAACAUCGUGCAAGCUGAGAAAAAUAACUGUGAUUGUUUUGUAUAAUUCAUUAAAAAUCGAAGGAAACUGUAGUCUGGUGACUCAGUGGAUCAGCGUUUGUGUAGGAAACUACCAUGUCUCUUUUAUCUUUGAACCAUCUCCAAAAUGUGGUUGUCUUUUCAACAUAGAUUAGCCUAGCAUAGCAUAUCUGAGUGCAGGAAAGGAGGAAGUUGUUCAACUGUGAUUGGAGCGCAGAGCAAAAAGGGGCGGGGCUUAGGAAGGGUGCAUGGUAAUACCUCGUUCUUUAUUUUAAAAUUGUAAACCUUCUAAUAAUUACUAUUUUUACUAAAUGUAUUUGUAAUCUGAUUACUUUAACAGAAUGCAAGUUAACUUUCAUUAUCAAUGUAAUCUGUUACUUGUUGAUCAGAUAUGAGAGCUAUUGUUACUGUGUUAUUAUAUUUUACACUUGAAUGUAUGGAUUAUAUAAAUAAUAAACACUUUUUGCAAAGAAAAUCAAA